This is a messenger RNA of Nannospalax galili (Upper Galilee mountains blind mole rat), 1595 nucleotides long. Its product is annotated as protein NipSnap homolog 3A-like. The record is from RefSeq and is a predicted model, not a curated record. The transcript has 6 exons. Lineage: Eukaryota; Metazoa; Chordata; Mammalia; Rodentia; Spalacidae. Gene Ontology annotation, cellular component: mitochondrion.
AUGUGCUUCCAGAUGGAAUCAUACUAUGAUUCACAAUUACAAUCAAAGCUAAAACAUGGACUUUCGCUGGCACAAGCAUUUAAUCCCAGCACUCAGGAGGCAGAGGCUGGCACCCAGGAACAUCUGCUCUGGGAGCGGCUGCGCCCCGCGGCGGAGGAGGCGCACAGCUCGGCUGCCGCCAUUCUGGGCGCUCCCAGGCGCGCCACGCUCGCCCUGCGAAGUAGCCUGAACCCGGCUCUGGCCCUGCGGCCCCUUGCGCCUGAGGUAUGCUCAUCUUUUGCUACUGGCCCCAGACAAACUGAAGGAACAUUCUAUGAGUUUUGUACUUACUAUCUUAAACCCUCAAUGAUGAACAAGUUCUUGGAAAACUUUGAUAAAAGUGUUCAUCUGAGGACAGCUUACUCUGAGUUGAUUGGAUAUUGGAGUGUGAAAUUCAGAGGCAGAAUAAACAGAGUAUUUCAAAUUUGGAAGUAUGAUAAUUUUGCUCAUCGAACUGCAGUUCAUGAAGCCUUGGCCAAGGAUAAGGAAUGGUAAGAACAGUUCCUCAUUCCAAAUUUGGCUCUCAUUGAUAAACAAGAGAGUGAGAUUACCUACCUGGUACCAUGGUGCAAAAUAGGAAAGCCUGCCAGGGAAGUCCAUGUUCUCUGGUGGAACAAGAGCGCGGAUAGUCGUGCAGCUGGGAGACAUCUUUCUCACGAGGAUCCCAGAGUCGUGGCUGCUGUUCGGCAAAGUGUCAACUACCUAGAGACUCAGCAGAAUAUGCUCCUGAUUCCCACAUCAUUUUCACCACUGAAGUAGUUUUCUACUGAAAUGCCAGAGUGUCAUUAACUGGUGUCAGAUGUGUCCCCUGAUGGUGCUUAAGUUCUCCCAAGAGAGCUGUUCUCACUUUUAUUUGAAGGAGGUGGUAAGUUAAUUUGCUGUGUCCCGUGUAUUCUUUUAAACCCAUCUAGGUCCCUUUUAUUAAACCCAUCUCUGCCUCCAAAAUGACAUUUCAUUUUCCCCAUCCCCUUUCACAAUCUGUCAUUCAUUAAAAAUAAUCUAUCAACCUAAAAAUAAUGGUAUUUGGUUCUAGUAUGUAACAAAGAUACCUACCUGGUCACUAUUUCAAGGUCUUCAUUUUUCAUUUCAGAAAACCUCUUCUGUAAAACAACCCUUUAUUGAAAUGAGGAUAGCACAUAUCUAAGCUUGUGACCAUAUUUUUAAAUGGCUAAUAAAUAUGUGUACCUUAUUUCAUUAUGUCUUUUCCUGGGAUUUUUCUUUCCUUUUUUCUUCUUUUUUGUCCAGUAAAAUUUAUUUCAGAAUGUCAAAUGGGAUUCAUGAAAUUAAGUACAUUUCUUUCCCAUGAAAAACUGUAAUAUCUGUGUCAGUGUAUUAAUGGUGAUUUUCACAUUAGUUAUUAGUCACUUGCUUAGAAAAUUAUGUUAUCAAGUCCUAGUACUAAAGAUUUUUAAAACUCUGAUUUAUAUGCUGAAGUAUUAUUUUAAAUUAAUUGUACUAAUACUCGUUUUGGAUCCUAUUUAACAAACAUGCUGGAGUUUACUUGAUUUAAAUGAGCUCUUUCUGGAUAUGGAAAUGUUUGCCCUAAUAAAAAAGUA